UAUUUGAAGCGCAGAUCUGGAUCCACUCAAAGCACCAAACCCAACUCAAACUCAAACUAAACAGCACAAAAACAAUACAAUAUACACAAUACAUCACAACACACCAACACUUCUCUCACUCACUGCCACUCUUACCAGUCUUUUGUUUUUAUACUUUCAAAGGAGAGAGAGAGAGUGUGUGUGUCUGUGUAAGGUAGUGUUUAGAAAGAGAGAAUCUAGAGAGAGAGAGAGCUUAGGUAACAGCUUUCAGCUUCUUCACUGCUCACUUAAUAGCCCUGACCCCAAAAAACAAAGCAGCAGCAGUGAAGCAAUUGAAUGGUUCUUCUCUGCUCCAGCUGCUGCUGCUAGACUCUGCAAACCAGCAUAGGAAGAAGGCGGUGGUUUGGCUUUUGUAGUAAAGCUUGACACUUUUGACUGCUAUUAUUUAUGUUUGAAGAGAGAAAUAGAGAGAAACAGCAACAGGAAAGUACCUUCUUUCAUGGGAAUAAGAGAGAGAGAGGCACUAUACUACUAUUCAGCAUCACAAGUUGGUAGGUAGGGUUUGUGUGUGGUUGAGAAAGAAAGUUUACUUGUAUAGAGUGAGAGAGAAAGAUAACACUUUACUCUCACAUACCCAAAGGAACAAACAAAACCAAAAACUAGGAGAGGCAGGUCGGUUGGUUGGUUUGGCGUGUGGAAGUUUUUAGUACCAAACCUUAUAUCACUCACACCUCAUGGAUGGUUACGAAGCAACAAGAAUUGUGUUCUCAAGAAUCCAAAACUUAGACCCUGAAAAUGCAUCCAAAAUCAUGGGUCUACUACUCAUUCAAGACCAUGGUGAGAAAGAAAUGAUUAGGCUAGCAUUUGGUCCAGAAGCUCUUGUCCACUCAGUGAUUCUCAAAGCUAGAAAAGACUUGGGACUAACUUCGAACUCUCCGUCUACACCUUCUACUCCCCCAUCUCCAUCUCCUUUUCUCUCAAGCAACACUCUUUCUAUGUCAAGGCAAAAUUCCACAGCUUCAAGGCUUGGUGGGAUAAAUAUUCCUCCAUCUUUAACUAUUCCAAAUCCUUCUUCAGCUAGUUCAGCUUCUUGGGCUGCUUUGUCUGAACUUCAAAGUCCAGAGGACUUAAUUAGUCCUAACAAUUUAGCUGUCGGGUCAUCUUCUUCAACUACAAUGAACUCUUCUGCUUCUUUACCCUUCUAUGGAAGUGGUACCACUGAUGUGAUGGAUGACUUUCAGCUCCAAGACCAGCUUUCAUUCCUCAAUGAUGGCUCUCCCACCUUAGGCCCCAAAAACCCAGAUUUAUAUUAUCCUCAGUCAGACUUAUCUUCAAGUCCAACUGGUGGUGGUGCUGACCCUAUGCUUUUUCCUUCAUAUGGUAGUUGGGGAGGGUCUUUACAUCGUAGAAGCUGUUCAGUUAGUGAUGUUUGCUUGGGUUCUGAGGACCCAAAUUCUGGCUUUGGAUGGAAACCUUGUCUUUACUUUGCUAGAGGGUACUGCAAGAAUGGAACUAGCUGCAGGUUCUUACAUGGUGGACUUGGAGAAACUGUUGAUGGUACUGCAAUGGUUGGUUCACCAAGCAAGAUUGAUAUGAUGGACCAGUGCCAUGAAAUUCUUAGAUCCAAAUCUGCACAGCAACAAAGAUUAGCUGCAGCCUCUCAGCUCAUGGCCUCAGCUUCUUUUCCUUACUCUCCCAAGUGCAUGAAUAUCCUCCUACAACAUCAGCAACAAAAUGAUACUCAAAGAGCUGCUGCGGCUCUAAUGAUGGGUGAGGAUAUGCACAAGUUUGGUCGAUCCAGGCUUGAAAGAAACGAGUUUUCAAUGAAUGGCGGGGCAGGAAUGGUGAACCCAGCUUCAAGGCAGAUCUACUUGACUUUCCCAGCUGAUAGUACUUUUAGAGAGGAAGAUGUGUCAAAUUAUUUCAGCAUCUAUGGGCCAGUGCAAGAUGUGAGGAUUCCAUACCAGCAGAAGAGGAUGUUUGGGUUUGUUACUUUCGUUUAUCCAGAGACUGUGAAGCUCAUUCUUGCCAAGGGGAACCCUCAUUUUGUUUGUGAUGCUCGUGUGCUUGUUAAGCCUUACAAAGAGAAGGGAAAAGUUCCGGACAAGUACAGGAAGCAACAGCAGCAACAAGUGGAGAGGGGAGAGUACUCACCUUGUGGAACUCCUACUGGAGUUGAUGCUAGAGACCCAUUUGAUCUCCAGCUUGGAUCAAGAAUGUUUUACAAUGCACAAGACAUGCUGUGGAGGAGGAAGUUCGAGGAGCAAGCUGAUUUGCAGGCUCUUGAACUUCAAAGUAGAAGGUUAAUGGGUUUGCAGCUUCUUGAUAUCAAGAAACAACAUCACCAUCGUGCUCUCUCCACUGGCAGCCCUAUUCCUUCGCCUACUCAGUCUCCCAAUCCAUUUAACCAAAACAUUGUUCUUCCUUCAUUCCAAAAUGGCCCAGAAGUCCCAGAGGAUAAUAAUAAUUCUUCAAGCGCAUCGCCGGCCAUUUCUGCAACUGCUCCUGCUGAUCAGCAGCAGUUGCAGCAGACGGCAAUCACUGUUGCCGGCAAAGAAUUGACUGAAAAUGGUGAGAAUGCCAAUGGUAAUGGCAAUGGGAAGCAAAGCCCCUCUCAUGAAGAAAGUGAUUUGCAAGAAUGUUUGGAGCACAACCUCCCUGAUAGUCCUUUUGCUUCUCCAACCAAAGCAGCUGCAGACUUCUUCAGCAAUGGAACUAGUGAGACAAAUGUCUCAGAUGCAUCAGCUUCAUCUACUAACAAUAAAUUGGCUACUUCAACAAUACUUCCUGCCACUUCUACACUGGAAAUGGCAUCCUUCAAGUCUUUCAACUGCCAAAUGCCAAGGUUCUCCUCUGGCCAUGGUGCAAUUGGAAUGUAUGCUGGCACCGGCGGACCAAUUGGAAUUUAGUUUUUCCUUAGAGGUCAGGAAAGAUUGAAGGAAAGUAUUAUAACCAAACAAACUUUCCCCAUAUCAAAACAAGAUCUGUAGAGAAUCACCAUCACCACCUCUCACCGCCAAUUAUCAUGAUCAUGAUCAUCCUCAUCAAAUACUAUACUACUUACUACCAUACAAAAUGCAUACGUAAAAAGCAGAAAAGGAAGUGGGUCAGCCACUCCUUUCUUUGUUGUUGUUGUUGUUGUUGUACUAUUUUCAUCUUUCAUUUUCUGUAGUUGAAGUUGAACCACAGGUAAAAAAAAAAAAAAAGAAGAAAGAACAUAGAGUCACACUGUCAAUGUGUAGUAGUAACAAACUCCUGGCACUGUAAUUUCUCUCAUUUUCCCAUUGUUUCCCCCACUAGAAACAAAAAUCCCAAAUUUAGUCUA
Quercus robur (English oak) is the source of this 3304-nucleotide messenger RNA. RefSeq names its product zinc finger CCCH domain-containing protein 53. The transcript has 10 exons. NCBI's taxonomy places the organism in Eukaryota, Viridiplantae, Streptophyta, Magnoliopsida, Fagales, Fagaceae. Bases 714 to 2888 code for a protein of 724 amino acids. Gene Ontology annotation, molecular function: RNA binding; metal ion binding. The record is from RefSeq and is a predicted model, not a curated record.